Messenger RNA from Mastomys coucha (southern multimammate mouse), 4006 nucleotides. It is a transcript of the gene Twsg1, whose product is annotated as twisted gastrulation BMP signaling modulator 1. The transcript is spliced from 5 exons. The record is from RefSeq and is a predicted model, not a curated record. Lineage: Eukaryota; Metazoa; Chordata; Mammalia; Rodentia; Muridae. Gene Ontology annotation, biological process: regulation of BMP signaling pathway. Bases 165 to 833 code for a protein of 222 amino acids.
CGUGGCCUGCGGCUCGGCGCGGGCGGGGAGCGGCGGGGGACGGCGCGGGCCUGUGUGUCGGCGGAGCCCGGGUGCGCGGGAGGGAGCUGCUUGGAGGCUCGGCCGCCGGGAGGAGGCCGCGGCCACGCUUCUUGGAAGCUACUGAGUGACUUCUUUGAAGAAUCAUGAAGUCACACUCUGUUGUGCUGACGCUAGCCUCCCUGACGUUCCUGAUGUGUCUCCCCGUGUCACAGAGCUGUAACAAAGCUCUCUGUGCCAGCGAUGUGAGCAAAUGCCUCAUUCAGGAGCUCUGCCAGUGCCGGCCUGGAGAGGGGAACUGCCCCUGCUGUAAGGAGUGCAUGCUGUGCCUCGGGGCCCUGUGGGACGAGUGUUGCGACUGUGUCGGUAUGUGUAACCCUCGGAAUUACAGCGACACCCCCCCCACAUCAAAGAGCACAGUGGAGGAGCUGCAUGAGCCCAUCCCGUCCUUGUUCAGGGCUCUGACAGAGGGUGACACCCAGCUGAACUGGAACAUCGUCUCCUUCCCUGUGGCAGAGGAGCUAUCACACCACGAAAACCUAGUCUCCUUUCUAGAAACUGUGAACCAGCCGCACCACCAAAAUGUGUCUGUUCCCAGCAAUAAUGUCCACGCCCCUUUUCCCAGCGAUAAAGAGCACAUGUGCACUGUGGUUUACUUUGAUGACUGCAUGUCCAUACACCAGUGUAAGAUAUCCUGUGAGUCCAUGGGCGCAUCCAAGUAUCGCUGGUUUCACAACGCCUGCUGUGAGUGCAUCGGCCCAGAGUGCAUCGACUAUGGUAGUAAAACUGUCAAGUGUAUGAACUGCAUGUUUUAGAGAGGGAGAAGACGUGCAAACACCUCAGUAAGGAAAUCAUGAGUCUAGUAUGCUAGGAGUGUGUUAAAUUAUAUUACUGUAACUGUGCUUUUCAUGUUUGACGCCUGUUAGCGUAUGUCUUCUCCAUUGGACUCAGUAGAACUUUAGUCACAUGAGAAUCGGGUUCAGAGGAGUCCUGGCAAGACCUGACAAUCUGACAGAAGGUGCUGCCUUCUUCCAGCUCUCUAAACACUUGGUUUUGAAUGUGAUAGCACAAGCCUGCUACAUGUGUGGUUCUCACCUGCCAGCUGGAGAACUCCAGAACGCCAGGACUCUCUCGUCACACCUCUCUUGAUUGUGCCUUGGCUGGCUUAUCUGUUUUAUGUGAGUAAAUAUUGCAGUUUAUAAUUCUAACAACUCACAUUCAAGCCACACUAAAACUUAAUUUCAAACCAUUUUACAUUGGUUUUAGAAAGUAAAUGCUUACUAUAUUUUACAACAUAAAAGUUUUACCUAGGGCCAGCAAGCUGACUCAGUGGAUAAAGGUGACUGCUACCAAGCCUGAUGACCUGAGUUUGAUCCCCAGAGCCCUGUAGUGGAAGGAAAGAACGAGCCCUGUAAAUUGUCCUCUGACCUCCAUACACAUAUAGUAUCAUGCAUGCAGGUCUGCAUGUGUGUUAACACACAUAAAUAACUAACUGUUUUAAAAAAUAUAAACCUCUUACAUGGUGACACUAAAUCUGUUGUAUAGCGCUCACACCAACAGUGAUUUGGACGUUAUGUCCCCUCCCCACCCACAGUGUUGAUGCAGUGAUGUACAGAGUCGUCACUAUUCGUUGGUGUAGUAAAGUUGCCUCUACCAAGAGUGUCAUGGCAUACCUGUGAAACUUCAUCAAAUGCACUGUGAGGAUCUGGGUACAGAAUUAUCCAGGUAAAAGCAGCAGGGCCGUUCAUGAUGCCCCACAAGGCUCCAUGCAGAGCACCAGGUAGCUGCUGCCCCCUGCACAGCACAGCUGAACGUGAGGCCAACCAGCAGAGGAUCUGCCUUGGCACCAGCAGAACAGCAGGGUCUCCAGCACGUGUGAGAAGGGAAAGGGUUGAAGGAGGACAUACGGCCAUGGACAGAGAAGGGCAAAGGAACUCCUAGUAGGGUCCACCUUAAAACCAUUUAUGGUCACUGGUUUUGUUACUUUGUAAUGUUACAUUUGUUUCUGAAUAGCUGAAUCCAAAUACGUAUAUUUUAAGGAGCUAUGUUUCUGAAAUUACAUGGGGAAAUCUGUUUAAUAUGUUUACUCCUAGCAUACUACAGAAUUAUCUAGUUAUAUAGCUUCUUAUAUAGUGGUGAGCUUCAAUACUACAUGCCCUUCAUAGUAAUAAAAUUCUCACCUUCAAGCCUGAAUCAAAAACAAAUAUUUAUAAUACACAGACUCAAUUUUAUAGAAUUGCUAUUUUCUCUAGUGUAUAUCUGAAUUAAAAGUAAUUUGGGGAAUAAUCUUUAUAUGGCUAUAUAUUUUAGUACAUAAAAUCGAAAAUGUCCUUAAACACAUUUUGUAUUCUUAUUUGAAUAGUUACAAGAUCAUUUGUGGUAUCAUGGCUACCCACUAUAAACCAUGCUCCUUCCAAUAGUUGACGGAUACUCGAGGCAUUCCAGCCUUCUGAGAAGCCAACUUAGAACAUAGGUGUAUGUGAUUAUUAAACAUCAAGGUGUCCUCUCACUUUACCUAGAGUGCUUCUCUUCAUAGGAGCCUGGAAACAUUUCAGCCCCUUCCUCUGUAGCUCCCAUGGGGCUGUGGGUUUUCUUGAAGUCAGGAGGAGUUUUGAAGGACCACAGCUAGCUGCUCUGUUUCAGCCGCUGAUUCUCAAGAACGGUUAUGCUCUGAUGGCAGAAUGCUCUGAUGGCUUCCAGCAGUGUAUCUCUAUUUCCUCUGUCUGUCUGUUUUAGUUGUUGCUGUCUUGGUUUUGUUUUGAGGCAGGAUCUCUGCAGCCAUGGCUGGCCUGGAGUUUGCUAUGCAGCCCAGGCUGGCCUCAUGUUUUCUUAAUGACGGCGAUAGCAUUGUUGAAAUAUGUCACCAUCUUUUUAAAACUUUUCAUUAUUAAAAUUUAAAAUAUAGUGUGUCUUUUUUACCCUAUAUAUUUUCUAUGAACAAUUUUUUAAACCGCCUGCUUUAACUUUUUUAUUGCUCUGGUUUUCCCAUUAGAAAUGAUCCCCACUGAGAUAAACUUUAUAAUCAUAUUUUGUGUAUUUCUCCUGGUUUGCGAAGGCCUUGAAGAAAUAGCAGCCAUUCCCUGACAGGUUUGAGCUCCCAACACAGAGAGGGGCUGAACAAGAUGAUCAGAGGAUAAAGAGGCCAGCCCGGAGUCCAGCAGGACCCUGCCUCAGAAAGCACAAGUCCUGUGUGCAGCGCUUUGAGUAGUGUUUUAUUCCUUCAUUGAAGAUUUCAGAAGCUAGCAGCCUCCCUCAGUCUAGACCUUCCACACCAUCCUAGCAGUGGCGCUCCCAACUGAAGAGCUUGGAAUAGUUUAUGGUUCUCUCUCAAUAAAAAUGAUCUUGGUUUCCUAUAGCCGGAUCCAGAGAUGCUAGAUUUUAAGGGCUGAGGCUGAAGCCUGGUCAAGGGGCUCUCACCUGUCAUGGUGCAGCCCCGGUUCUACCCUGAGCACCAACAAGAGACAAACACUAAGUUGUGAAUCAGAGGUUGUUAUUAAAUUCAUAUAUACAUACUUCCCUAUAGCAAGACAUGGGCUUACGGGCAGGGUUUCCUCAUAACAUUUAUGAGAAAACAGUGUUUUCCCCAUUACAUUUAAUUAGGACUGUGGGUUAUUUGUAAUUAAGGUAUAGAAGCAAAAAAAAAUUGAUUAACAUGCUGUUUACACAGGAUGCUGUGAAAGGGGUCUUCACACUACAGUCUAACUUGUAAAGUUUCAGAAAAUAACAUUGUCAUUAGCAUGUUUGAACAAAUAUCUGGAAUUUUUAAAGAGCAUCAAAAUAGAAAAACAGAAAGUAAAAGUCUACAAUGAGGUGCUGAGGCUGGGCUGCGGUUUAAAGGUCUGUGCUCAGAAAGCAGCUUUGGAGACUUCAAAGACUGGUCAUUCCCAAGAGUCGUGACUGACACUUUGUGGGUGUAAUUGUGUACAUUUUCAUUGGUUGUCUUUGUAGUCAAAAAAAGUAUUUUAAUAAAAAAUAGAAAUGACUGUGA